UACAAAGUUGUCUAAGCAUAACCUGUUUACUUGUUAGCAAUUUUUUUUUUUAAACUUUAGUGACUUGGUCAGACAGGUUCCUUCAGCUGGCUUUGUGCUCCUUGUUGGCCACGCAAGAAAUAAGGCAUGUCUUGGCAAACCCAAGAAUGGGAAGAAGACAAUGAGGUGCUGCUGGGAGAUGUCGCGUUCAUCUUGGACUUGUGCAAGGAGCUGUCCAAUGUGGUGGCGAGGCCCAGCUCCCACAGGGCUGGCUUUCUGCAGAUCUACAAGCAGGUGAGCCUUUUGGAAAAGAUGGCGCUGGCAAUCAAGCGGCGGCCCGAGAUGGCCACGCCCCAAAUCCGGACGGCCCUCGUGGACGUGGGGCGUUGUCUGUCCAAUGCCAGGGACUUCACAAGCAAAGUUUCCACAGCCAAUUUUGUGCUGGGCUUCCUCAAGACCAGCUCGGAUGGGUUCAAGCUCCAGGAAAUCAGCUGGAAGCUGAGUGAGGCCGUGCAGGAGCUGUCGGCGGCGCUGGAGAGCAGCAACCUCCGGUCCUCCGGGUUGCGCGGCAAAGAAAGCGCCGAUGUCGGGUGGGUUGCGUUCACCUCGGCCGCGUCGUCGCGUCGCUCCGUCCCCGUGUUCCGCCACGCCGUGGCGGUGCGUCCCCCUCUGAUGGUUCUGGAGCGGCCCCCCGUUAGCAUGGUGCGCUCCACCGUCAUCAGCUCCAACCGUCCCCCCACUCGGGUUACCCUCAACCUGGCACGACGUUACGCCUCGAUGCCGACGGUGUUCUUGAGGAGUGGCUCCUUAGCACCACACGGGUGUACCUUUGACCCGCACUAUUUGUAAUGUGCUGGUCCUCAACUUAUUUUUUUUUCUCUCCUCCCUGUGGAAGUCCAAGGCCGAUGCGUGCGCCCCCCUUCUGCUGCAUCCUCUUCCAAGUGUGUUUAGGCUCACCAGCUGCAAAUCUUCUCACCUCCACCCUUCUCUUUGUCUGGAGCAAAGUCUUUUUGAUGAUGCAAUUAAGUCCUUAAGAGACAAAAGGUGAUCACGGGUUUUUGUGUUGGGGCGAGUCUGAUUUGGCACAUUUGGAAUUGGGCAUUGGACGCGUGCCAUGCUGGGUGCUUUCUUUGACAAUCCGUUUGGUGACUCACUUUUGUGUCACUCUUUUGUGCUCUUUACUGUUUUGAUGUUCUUCCUUUUCUCAGUCUUUGCUGUUGCGAAAAUAGGAUCCGAGUGGGCAUCUCUGUGCGGGGCCAACAUUGCAUCUGGUGUGUCUUUGAGGUUGUUGCAUUUUGUUCAACAUGUCCGUCGUUGAGCAAGGAAAACAAAGAUUGGUUCUUUAUUUGUUUGGCUGAGCCAGUGUGUCUGUGAGGCUUCCUCCUUCAAACAUCUUUCUUGUGUUUUUGAGUUGCAAACGUGUCUUUCAUUUGAAAGGUGUUGAUGUGUACAGAUAAAAUGUCUGAAGCACUUCAUUUUUGGAAUCUCUUGACGGUGUGUCUUUGAUUUCUAUGACUGUAAGCCUGGGGAAUCAACAUUGGGAAACAAAAUUGGCGCUUUUUGUGACAUUUCAUCACGCAAGGUCAUAUAUUGCUUAUUAUCGGGAAACGUGCACAAUAGCGGCUGAUUUGUAGAAGCAUUCUUUGACACCUCCAACAUGGUGACUGAAAAUCCUGCCUUUAGACAACAUAGCUCGCUAAGCGACUCAUCUCGCUUCGUAGCGGCGCAAGCGAUCUUUGUUGAUGACGUAACCGGAAAUACGCGGCAAAGGAGCCCGGGAGAAUCUCACAAGCGUUUGAGUGUGGCCACUUUGAUCGCUUUUGCCUUGGACUCUGGGGCGCUCCAGAGUCCGCUCCGACCACCAGCGACUCCCGCGGGCCGUGAGCUGGACGGCCCCGGCGAACGUCGACUUCUGCACCGGAGGUACCACGGAGCGCGUUGCGGUUCCGUGGCAGGGGCGCAUGUUGCAGCAGGAAGACAGACAGCAUGCAUGACACAGGACCCCCGAGGACCACGAUUGAAGAGUCCUCGUCUAAUUGAAACGCUUGCUUGCUUGUUUGUUUGUUUGUUUUGAAUCCAAUUCGAGUAGCGAGUCUGCACUGGCCGUGUGAGACUGGAUUCAACUGUGUCGUCAUCAGAUAGAAGCAAUGGAGUUAGAUCCCCUCCAGCCCAGCGCCGCCGCCGCCGGCGCUCCCUCCAUCAUGUCCGACUCUGCCAGCAGCACGGAAGUGGACGAGGAAGACGACGCGGGCGGCGAGGGGGAGGCCCGAGUGGCGGUCCCCCUCACACUUCCAGCCACCUGGGCCUUCAGUCAGAGGAGGGCGGGCCAAGGGAGCGCCGCUACACAGUCCUCGCCCGUGCGGAGGCGGCUUCGGCACGCCAUCCGAGUGCACUACUCCAGCCGGACGGCCACGCCCCCUCGAGGCUUCCCCAACUUUGUGCUGCGAGCACCCGCCGCCGCCCAGCCGUCCAGCAGCACCGAGGCGAGCGAGUCUGAUGAAGAAGAGCCCGCCGGGGUGGCCCCGGCCCCUCCAGCUCACCCGCGUCUCGACGGCCCUGGUGAGAAUGCGGCCCCCGAUGCCGCCGCAGACGGCCCAAGAGAAGGAGGAGACGACGGAGCUCCCGCAGCACAGCCGCCCCCCGCCGUUCCAACGUUCCAAAGCGAGGAGGGCGACGGCAACACGUGCAGCAUCUGCUUUGAGGCCUGGACGGCGGUGGGCGACCACCGCGUGGCCGCCCUGCGCUGCGGGCAUCUCUUCGGCUUCACCUGCAUCCAGAGGUGGUUGGCCUCGCAGCGCGCCGCCGCCAAAUGUCCGCAGUGCAACAAGAAGGCCAAGCGCUCGGAUAUCGUGAUGCUCUACACGCCCAAGUUGAAAGCCGUGGACAACAGCCACCACGAGAGCCUCAAGAGGGCACUUGAACAGGAGCAGUCUCUACGGAGGAAGGCCGAGUUCGAAUCGGCCCACUGCAAACUCAGGCUUCAGAUGAUCACCAGCAAGUACGGUCAAGCUCAACAGGAGCUGCAGGAGAUCCGAAGUCAGAUGGCUCAAGGCGGUGGCGCCGCCUCUGCCGCCGUCCCCGGCUCGUCCUCGUCCAGCUCCCACCUGACGGCGCCGUACGAAUACUACUCGGCCGUGGUGGUGUCCUCCAACGGAGGCUGUCGAGUUCUGGCCCACUGCGAAUCGCUCAACUGCCUGCUGGUCUCGCAGCCCUCGGCGAGCGCCGUGCUCCUGCCCGGCUGGGGCGUGAAGAAGGUGAGCCUGCACAACUCCAGGCACAGCCAGUACGUUCCCAUCCACAGCGCGCACAUCCGAGCCUUGAGCUUCAACCGGCAGAACGGCGGGAUGCUGCUGUCCGCCUCACUGGACAGCACCCUCAAGAUCACCAGCAUGCAGAGCAACGCGGUGGUGCAGACGUACAACGCGGGCAAGCCGGUGUGGAGCUGCUGCUGGUGCUUGGACAAGCCCAAUUACGUCUACGCGGGCCUCAACAACGGCUCGGUACUGCUCUACGACAUCAGAGACACCAGCACCCACGUGCAGGAGCUCCAGCCGCUGCGCUCUCGGGCCCCGGUGGUGUCGCUGUGCUACAUCCCCCGCGCGGCGUCCAACGCGUUCCCGUGCGGCGGGCUAAUCGCCGGCACGCUGGAGGGCGGCGUCUUCUGGGAGCAGCUGGACGAGAACACGUACAAGCCGCACAGUCUGCCGCUGGAGGCGGGAGUUUGCACCGGCAUCCAGGUGGAGACGGAGAGCCGACAUUGCCUGGUCACGUACCGAGCCGGCCGCCUCCACCCGAUGGUGCGCUGCGUCCUGAUGGCGCUGACCCGGACGCCGCAGCAGGACGCUGGCGAGCCGCCCGGCUGCUCCUGCUCCCCCGUGCAGACCUUCAGCGUAGGCCCGGCCUGCAAACUGCUCACCAAGAACGCCGUCUUUGUCGGCCCGCACGGAAGCGGAACGCUGGUGUGCGCCGGAAACGAGACCACCCAUUCCACCAUGGUGUGGGAGGCUUCCAGCGGCGCUCUUCUCCAGGUGAUUCCGUCCGACCUGCCCGUGCUGGACAUCUCGCCGUUUGCCGUCAACGGCGUGCACUUCCUGGGCACGCUGACGGAGAAGAUGCUCAAGUUCUACAAGUGGAAGUGAAAAGACUGGAUGAACGCUCGAUGGUGGCGCCGGGUAGAAUUUGUUCAUCAUGUUGAGUGUUCCAAGGCCCCUUUAGGCACGUUUGGAACAUUCUGUUGCAAGGGAGGAAGGUUUCGGCGUCUUUGAGCGCAAGCCUCGGAUGUUAGAGCGGCCUUGAACUCGAAGAACUUGAAGAGGCCGCCCGCGCUUGCGUCCGCCAAGAGUCCCAAUCGAGGCCAAAUAGGCUCACCAGCCUGAAAUGCUCCCUUUGUGACCCUACGAUGACCACCGCUGUUUUGUUUUCUACUCGUUAUUCCAUUUCUGUUUUUCAAGUGAAUAAAAACCAUCUUUUUUAGUCUGAA
Messenger RNA from Syngnathus typhle (broad-nosed pipefish), 4459 nucleotides. It is a transcript of the gene rfwd3, whose product is annotated as ring finger and WD repeat domain 3. Gene Ontology annotation, biological process: double-strand break repair via homologous recombination; interstrand cross-link repair; protein ubiquitination. The coding region runs from base 2127 to 4118 and encodes 663 amino acids. The transcript is spliced from 16 exons. Gene Ontology annotation, molecular function: ubiquitin protein ligase activity; protein binding. The record is from RefSeq and is a predicted model, not a curated record. Gene Ontology annotation, cellular component: nucleus; site of double-strand break. Lineage: Eukaryota; Metazoa; Chordata; Actinopteri; Syngnathiformes; Syngnathidae.